Messenger RNA from Aspergillus uvarum CBS 121591, 1143 nucleotides. RefSeq names its product lignocellulolytic auxiliary activity family 14 protein. The record is from RefSeq and is a predicted model, not a curated record. NCBI's taxonomy places the organism in Eukaryota, Fungi, Ascomycota, Eurotiomycetes, Eurotiales, Aspergillaceae. The transcript has 6 exons. Bases 12 to 863 code for a protein of 283 amino acids.
GAACCACAAGCAUGUUACCCACAUUACUGAUUCUGGGCCUGAGCGCCGUCGCCAAUGCACAUGUCGCCGCCUGGGCGAAAGGGAUGUACUGUCUGAACGGCACCUCCGGCACUGACGAUCCCAACACCAACACGGCCGUCAACCCCCUAUACAUGCUCGACCAAUCCGACUGGUGGUUCCAGCAUGACCGUGGCUGCGACAGCUUUCCUCCAGCAGACGGCGACUUCCUCGAGCUUCCUGCCAACGGGCAAAUCACUGUGGAGCUGGCACACAACCGCGCGCAGACGACGCUCUCGUACAAUGGCCAAUACGCGGGCGAUUGGCCCGACGGCAAUGAGCAUCCUGAAGACUGGUCGGGUCCCGGGAACCCACCUGACUGUAUCCAAGAUGACGGGGCGAUGCACACGCAGAACCAAUCCAUGGCCGCGGGGACGGCGUUCGCGAUCAGCUAUCAGAGCGACUUAACCCAGGUGACGAUGGAGAACCUUGUUGUGUUUAGUGUUUUAGAGCACACCCCGUGGAAGAGAUUGGCGACGUACGACGUACCGGAUCUUCCUGCCUGUCCACCUGCAGGCUGCACCUGCGCUUGGCUUUGGGUUCCCAACGGUUGCGGACAACCUAACAUGUACAUGCACGGUUUCAAAUGCACCGUGACGGGAGCCAGCUCGACCAAGACUGUUGCUGCGGCACAAGCUCCUGUCUACUGCGGAGACGAUUCAUCGAAAUGCGUCAAGGGUGCCAAGCAGAUGAUCGCAUGGAACCAACAAUCCGGUAACAACGUGGAAACACCCAUUGGGGUCAGUCCCGCGUACAGCAGCGUCUUAGGUUGGGAGAAUGGUGCUCAGAAUGAUAUCUUCGACUGAAUAUUUGAAACCCUAUGUGAUUACUUCGACGCAGCUUGAGUCGGGGCUUUUUGUACUAUAUCUCUUGAAUAAUUGAUUCUUCUGGUUGUGGCAUUCUAACUACGGCGGAAGCAGACAACCCUCUAUCCAAGGACGAGUCUGACCAUGGAUCCUGUCGCAAUCCUUUCCGGAAACCGUACGAUGAGAAAGGUCUUUGUGAUUGCUGCUAACGUUGUCGAAAGCGAAGAUGCCGUCUUUUCUUAUUAGAGCAGGGUGGCUAUAUUGAGUAUAUUACAGGGUC